AUGGAGCACGAUCCUUUGGCAUAGUUUCUGCAUCUCCUCAAAUAGAAGCUAGCAAUCACUGAGAAAUAAUUCUGGGAUUUGAGCAACGAUGAAGGCCAUUCUGCAGAACAAGAAAUCGCACUAGCCAAGGAAUUGAUGAUGCAAGAAAGACACAUUCAAUUGAUUGACUAAACUAUAAAGUAAUUCAGUUAAUCGAUCACUUUAGAUUGAGGAAUCAAGACAAGACUUUAAACUUUGCAUUCCCGAUGAAAUAUGCCAUGAAUCUCAUUCAAAAUCCAGACAUCAUUGAAGAAUACAAAGAGUAUAAUAUAAUUGAUGUUUCUGAAGAGUUCGAAAAGAUUGUAAUGAUUUUGUUAUUCAUAAUUUAAGAAUCUUAAUACCAUCACAGAAGAGUAGGUCAAAGGAUAUUUGAUAAUGAAAUUCGAUGAUGCAGCUAGUUAAAAGAGCGAUGCAUGGGAAGAUGAUCUAGGUGAAGUUGUUGAAGUGGAUAAUCAAGAAUUAGAAGCCCUAGAAAAAGAAGUGGAUUAAUAAGAAGAGAAGAUAAUGGAAGAAGAAGAAUAAAUGAUUAAAUAGUAGCCUGAAUUAAUAGAAUAAAUUGAAGACAAUCACAUUGAUCCAAGUUGGAAAAUCGAUGAAUCUAAAGCCUAAUUGAAAAUCCACAAUAAAGUUAUAUGCACUUUUGCUCAGAAUCCUGUUGCCAAAGACAUGAUUGCCAGUGGAUCUGAAGAUGAUUAUCUAAAACUUAUUAAACUCAGCACUCAAAAUGUAAUUUUCGAAAAGAAAUACGACGAAACUGUAGGAUUAGUCGAUUUUAGUUCUGAUGGCAAAUACGUUGCUGCUGGUAUAUUAACAGGAAAGAUAUAUAUCUAUUUAUUAAAUGAUAUGAGUGAAAAAGUACUUGAUGGAAGUCAAACGGAACCAAGUGUUUUGAAAUGGCAUCCAAAAGGGAAUGUUAUUUUGGCAGGAUUCUAAGAUUCUACUUUAUGGAUGUGGAAUGGAGUCACAGGUGAAGUAAUGAGUGUAUUUGCUGGACAUGAAGCAGAAAUUACCUGUGGGGGUUUCACUUUAGAUGGUAAACUAGUUGUGAGUGGUUCUGCUGAUCAAUCAUUUAGAGUUUGGAAACCAAAUACUUCAGAAUAAGUUGUUAAAAUAAGUGCAGUUGCACAUAAACACAACUAUCAUAAGGAUGAUGUUGUCUGUUUUGUCUAACAUCACAAGUAACCAAUCAUUGCGACUGGAAGUAGUGAUUCCACUAUUGCAUUCAUCAAUUUUGAAGAUGGAAAAGUAUUUCAAUUCUAAUACCCUCUUUUAGGUUAUUGGCAAAAGUGAUCCAUUGGGAGACAGCAUUGUUGAGUUAUGUUUCAUAGGAUCUGGUUAGUAGAUUAUUGUAGCAGGGGAUAUUUUGGGAUCCAUAUACAUCUACAAUUGGAAUUCAAUGAAAUUAAUUGAAAAGUUAUGCUUAUGCAAGGUAAUGCAUUCAAUACUAUUCUUUAGAGUUCAAUCACCAAAAUAUUAUUUUAUAAUCAACAAUUCCAUAUAUCUAGUUUAGAUGGAAAGAUUGUCACCUUUGAUGUAAGAUAAAUGCACAAUUACAGAGUACUCUAAGCUAAAUCAGGAAUCUAUGAGAUGAUAGUUGAAGAAGGAUGGAUUUUAGUUGGAUGUGAAAAUGGUUAUGUAUAUGUCUAUUGA
Paramecium octaurelia is the source of this 1689-nucleotide messenger RNA. NCBI's taxonomy places the organism in Eukaryota, Ciliophora, Oligohymenophorea, Peniculida, Parameciidae. The record is from the annotation of a GenBank genome assembly.